AUGGCUCUCGGAGAUUCCUACUGUCCCGGCGAGUUGGACGUGUUGCACCCAGACCGGAACAGAUCAGAAACCACUAUCUGCUUGCCUUCACCCUCCCCUGUGAAGCGAGUUUCCUCCUACUAUCCCAAGACGGGUGCCAAAGUAUUGGAGGAAUCCAACCAGGACCCCUUCUACCUCGAGCAAUCACUGGCCGCGACCCCAACUUGGACCGACUCGUACACCCCGUCCAUUCGCGAUGAUAGAUACAGUGAAGAUCACAGCCAGUACUAUACAUUGUCUUUGACACACGAAAAAGACAACAAGUAUUCCAAGCAGGCUUCCUUGCAAUACACCGGCCCCGAUCGCUCUACACUCGCACAGCUCGAAUUGGAAAACAGCGCCAGAUUCCACAGCUAUUCCUCUUCCACAGACGAAAGAAGAACUGCCCACGGUAGUCAAGACUCGUUCAGCUCUGUGCAAACAGACUGCACGGUCCCAGACCUCACACCAAGCUCGUCUUUCUCAUCAACCUAUUCCUCUCCCGCUUGUCCUGACGCCGUGUUGAAGGCGACUGAGAAGCUCUACCAGCACGCGCAACAAGCUCACAUCAAACCUCCACGAGCUUUCUACCUCCCUAGUUCUACUCCUCCAAAAUACUCUCUUCCACCUCCUCCACCUGUGCCUUCGCUCCCCAAGGCAUUGACUCGACCCACCACACCUGGUGCCGAUCACUCCACAAUGAAGUACGAAACAUCAAGUAUGUCUUCGUCCUCGCGCAAGAGCAGGAGAAAGCAACCUCCUACCCUCCCGAAUCUUUCCCGAGGCACAAGCUCCCACAGCACGCGGAGAAAACAAUCAAGCCCUGGAACCCGCCCUCCGUUGGACCCUUCUAUGAUCUCCCCUCCCAGCUUGAUCAACCCAGUUACUAUGGAGCCGCAUGCUACCCAUUUCGACCAAGCUCUAUUCAUCCCUGCAAAUGAUAACGCCAGUCCCAUUCCCAGCCCCGUUGCUAGCUCUCCUCCAAUCUCCCGACAAUGGACAGCUACUUCUAUGGAGCGGCCGUCGACCUCCACCAUGGAUGCAUACCUCGGUGAGCAGUCUGUCUGGGAAUCCGACUCGGACAAUGAGUCCCUCAGCCACAAGUCAUUGUCUCGCCGGCCUAUCGACACACUGCGCAAGGUCCGUAGCCGGGCCAAGCUCCGUGGAGCCAAGUCACAGCCCAAGCUUCACCAAGCUAUGCUUGAUGAUCAAAUGCCCGAGCGCUUCCCAAGUUUGCCUGAUGAUUCCAUUAGCAGCACUAUGAUGGAAUCCCUUCGUGGCAUGAGCCUAGACCGUCCCAGCACUAGCAGGGAUGGCCUGCGUGUAAACCACCCUCUUCAGACCCUCCGCCUCGUUGCGCCAUCUGCGACCUCUCUCAUGAAGCCACUCUCCAGCCGUUCAAGGAAAAACAGUAGCAUCCUUGAGUCAGAUGUCGACCGUGCAGCAGCAGCGGCCAACCAGGCCCAAAGGCGCCGCCAACGCUCCGACACACCAGAGUACAACUCGGACAAGGAGAAACUCACAUCCAUGUGCUACGAGCAACACUCCCCCGUCCCAUUCCCGGACCCAGCUGCCGACAACCGACCUUUCUUCAAGAAAGUGCUCGACUCUCUCCGCUCACUGAGCUGCCACAAGACCUCCACGAAAUCCAAUGUCACCACCAUCUGA
This is a messenger RNA of Penicillium waksmanii, 1686 nucleotides long. RefSeq lists its product as uncharacterized. Bases 1 to 1686 code for a protein of 561 amino acids. The record is from RefSeq and is a predicted model, not a curated record. NCBI's taxonomy places the organism in Eukaryota, Fungi, Ascomycota, Eurotiomycetes, Eurotiales, Aspergillaceae. The transcript has a single exon.